GAGGAAGAGCGCACUGCGCUAACAGGAGCUGAGCGGUUGGGGAUCUGCUCCCGAGGACCAGGGAGGAGGCGGCGGAGGCUCCUGGUUUGGAAGUAGGGGUUUCACUCCAAGUCUCAGCUCCAGUCCAGAGCUCAGGGUGUAGACACAGCAGCUGCUGAUCGGGUUCUGUGCAAUUUGAUGUCGGGAGUCAGUCUGAGUGAAGGUGAAGGUGAAGGUGAAGUUGGGACCUCUCUCUCUGCCUUCAGAGGCAGCGCUGGGAUCAGCUUCAGUUUCCAGUCACACGGUGCAAAGGGAAUUUGCUCAGAGAUAAAAGCUGCCAAGAGGUUAGACCUUUGGUGGAAGAGCUACACCUGUUUUGUCAGACGUUUUGCACCCUUUAAAGUGGGUACAUACUGUAUGGCGACCUCGAAAAGCGUUUAGAAACUGGUUAUGGAAAGCUAAGCAACGUCUGUCCAAAUAGUGGUAAGAUAACUUGUCUUUCAUACUUGGGAUGAGUUGAUCGCAAGUUGUCAGCAAUGAUCUGUGGCAAACUGUGGAUGGUAAUAAGACGCGUUGCUUAAUAGGAACCUGCUGACGGGUCAAGAAGGAUUUCAGAAGACAAUCUCCAGUUUGCGGAGAAACCACAAUGACUACAGCGAAGGCUACGGUUCUUUUUCUCUUCUUCCAAGUCGUUUGCGGGACAUCAAAAGUUCAGUGGGAAUGGACGUCCUGGUUCAAUAUAGACCAUCCCGGUGGUAGUGGAGACUAUGAACGGCUCGAGGGAAUCCGACAUUAUUAUCGGGAAAGAGUGUGUCGGAGACCGGCUGAACUUGAGGCACGGACUGCAGACUGGAUGCCGGCCGCCAACACCAGAGAGGUGGUGCACUCUGACCCACAGCAUGGCUUCUGGUGCAUCAAUAAGGAGCAGCGUCCUGGUAAACUGUGCUCCAAUUACGCUGUUCGAUUCAAAUGCCCAAAAGGGGCCACAUCCACUGUGGCACGGAGCUAUUGGUCCCAUUGGUCUGAAUGGAGCUCAUGCCCAGCGACCUGUAACCAGACUGGAGUUCAGAACCGACGAAGGACAUGCUCUACUCAGGGUCGCAGAUGGGAGCAGAAGUGUCUUGGACCUGUGGAGGAGGGCAGGAUGUGCAAAGGAACAGUCUGUGCAGUUCCUCUACCCCCUAUUGCUUUGCCGACCCCCAAGCCAUUCAACAAUCCUGUCGUCACCAGCUGGGUUGAGAAACCUUAUGUCAAACAACCAUACGGAUGUGAGUUGAGAUGCCCCAUGGGUCAUGCCAAUGCGCAGUGCGAUGCGUGUAUGUGCGAGGACUAUCUCCUCUAUGGGACGGUUCACCUGCAAGAUGGGGCUCCAGCCUCCAGAGCAACCAUCUACCUCCAGGGCAACACGGAUAAGUUCCUCAUGACCUGUGAUGACAAGGGGAAGUUUCGGAUCCCAGGGCUCUGUCCUGACGGCAGGACAACCAUCAAGAUCAAGAAGGAAAAGUACAGGACAGAGAUUGUCACGCUCAGUCGCAGUGACAACAAAAUCUUCACCAUAGAAGUGAAACUCAAGAGAGCAGACAAGCCGUACAUCACCAAACACCCUGUGAGCAAAGCCAGGCGUGAAGGGGAGAGCGUAACCUUCUGCUGCAAGGUUCAGAGUGACCCUCCACCACACAAGUACUUGUGGUAUCACAAUAGCUCCUUGCUGGACUCCAAGAAAUAUAGAUAUGACAGUAUGCUGGUGUUGAGGCAACUGCAGAUGAGACACACAGGGCAGUAUUACUGCAAAGCUAGCAACAGUGCUGGCUCUAUCAAGUCCUGGCCUGCGAGUCUUACUAUAAUAGCACAAGAUUCACCGUCCUGUAAUCCCAAACCCGAGAGCUACUUAAUUCGCCUUCCUUACGAUUGCUACCAGAACCAGUCCCGCUCCUUUUACUAUGACGUGGGCAGAUGCCCUGUGACCACGUGUGCCGGAGAGAGAGACCAGGGCCUGCAAUGCAAAGAUACCACUGCUUACUGCUGUGGGGCGGUGGAACUGGAAGAGAGGACAGUGGCAUGCAGUGGGCACGUGCUUCCCAUCAAGGCCGUCAGCAGGUGUGGGUGUCAGAGGUGCGUUGAAACCAAGGCAGUUGUCCGGGGUAGGGCAUUGGCAGCUGAUAACGGGGAGCCCAUGAGGUUCGGGUAUCUCUUCAUGGAUGGGAAAAGGAUUAGCAUGACUGGAUACAAGGGCACGUUCUCCAUCCAGGUUCCCAUGGAUAUUGAUCGGCUGGUGCUGACCUUUGUGGAUCGCUACCAGAAGUUUGUCAACACGACCAAAGUUCUGCCGUUCAACAAAAAAGGAGGUGCAGUCUUUCACGAGAUUAAACUCCUAAGGAAGCAACCUGCGGUCACCUUGGAUUGUACCAUCAGCAACACCAUCUCUCUGGGGGGCACAGAAAGGCAGGACCCCGUAGCCGAGUUGGAAAUCCCUCCCAACUCCUUCUACAGACAGAAUGGAGACAUCUACGUGGCAAAAGUGCAGGCCAGCGUGACCUUCUUAGAUCCCAGGGACAUCUCGUUGGCUUCGGCAGCCCAGAGCGACCUGAACUUCAUCGAUGAGGAAGGAGCCGCUCUCCCACUCAGGAGCUAUGGCAUGUUUUCUGUGGAUUUUACUGAUGAGUCCGCGACCGAGAGUCUCAAUGCCGGGCAGGUCAAGGUCUUCCUGGACUCGGCUCAGGUCAAGAUGCCUCAGCACUUGAAGAGGAUGAAGCUGUGGUCCCUCAACCCCAAGACGGGCUACUGGGACGAGGAAGGAGACUUCACCUUUGUCAGCCAGCGGCGGGGCAAGCGAGAGGAGAGGACCUUCCUGGUCGGCAAUAUGGAGAUCCGAGAGAGGAGGCUGUUCAACUUGGACGUCCCCGAGAGCAGGAGAUGCUAUCUGAAGGCCAGAGCGUUUCGAGGCGAUCGCUUUAUGCCAAGCGAGCAAGUUGAGGGAGUCGUGGUGACACUCAUCAACAUGGAGCCCAUGGCCGGCUCCUCCUCCAACCCCAGGGCCUGGGGCCGCUUUGACAGUGUCAUCACUGGCUCCAACGGGGCCUGUGUGCCCGCCUUCUGUGAUGAUCAGCGGGUGGAUGCUUAUUCGGCCUAUGUGAAGGCCACGCUGGGAGGAGAGGAACUCGAGGCCGUGGAGUCCUUCCCCAAGAUGAACCCCUACUCCAUUGGCGUGCCUCAGCCCUACCUGAACAAGCUGCACUACAGACGCUCGGAUCACGAAGAUCCCAAGGUAAAGAAGACGGCCUUUAAGAUCAAUGUGGCCAAACCCAGGGCGAAUAUGCCCGAGGAGACGAACGGCCCCAUCUACCCUUACGAGAAGUUGAAAGAAUGUGAAGAAGCGCUCUUCAGCGCUGCCCACUUCCGAUUCUACAGAGUCGAGGGAGACGGGUAUGACUAUAACACCGUACCCUUCAAUGAGGAUGACCCGAUGAGCUGGACGGAGGACUACCUCGCCUGGUGGCCAAAACCGUUGGAGUUCCGAGCUUGCUAUUUGAAGGUCAAACUUGUCGGGCCGAAGGAGAUCACGGUGAGAUCCCGCAACAUGGGGGGCACACACCCCAGGACAGUGGGCAGGCUUUACGGCAUCCGUGAUGUGCGCAGUGCCAGGGAUAUGGACCGUCAUGGCGUCUCCACGGUCUGCUUGGAGUUCAAAUGCAGCGGCGUUCUCUACGACCAAGAACGGGUCGACCGGACCUUGGUGAAGAUCAUCCCUCAGGCCAGUUGCCGCAGGGAAAACGUUAAUAACAUGCUCCAAGAAUACCUGGUCAACCAUCUCCCGCUGGCCGUCAACAAUAACACCAAUGAGUUCACCAUGUUGGCCCCUCUGGAUCCUCUGGGUCACAACUAUGGCAUCUACACGGUGACCGAUCAGGACCCAAGAACAGCCAAGGAGAUUGCGCUGGGCAGGUGCUUCGAUGGGAGUUCCGACACCACUUCCAGGGUCAUGAGAUCCAGCCUAGGCGUGGCCAUGACCUUCAACUGCGAGGAGAGGCAGCUCGGUCAGCGGAGCGCAUUCCAGACCAUGCGGAACCCUCCUGGUCAGUCCAUCGUGAGUCCCUUUAAGGUGGGGCGAGGGAGAAGAGAUAGGCAACAAAGGCACAAUCUAUUGUAUAAUAGAUUCAGAAUGCAGCGAGUGCAGCUGAAAGGGUAACAGAAGAGACGUGCAGGUGAAACAUUCAGUUGGUUUCAGAUAUUGCUUUAGCCAGUAUUAGCACUGCCCUCCAACAGUGGUGCGAAAAGAAAAUGCAAUUCUGUCCAACCACUGAGCUUCCAUGUCUCAUGUCAUUCUAUUCUACUUGAAACGUGUAAAUAGGAAUAAUAUUUAUGUCCUUCAGCGUUUGAAACCAGAGCUUUGGAGUUUGGCACCAUCUCUUGGAGAUAUACAGGCACUGAGCCUCUCUCCCUUUCAAAUGAUAUUCCAUCCUGCAGAGUUGUAUUGAACCUGAUAUUAAAACAUCCCUUAUGUACAAUGUGUAGCUUAAUUGCUCCUUGAACCGAUGUGCUUUUGAAGAUUGUGUAUUUAGGUCAAUCAGUAUGUAGUGUCAAGAAGGUACGCUUUGUAAAGAAUCCACAAAUCGUUUGAAUUUUUGGUCAUUAUAACAUUUUGUACUAUUAAUGUAAACAGUGAAGCUUCUGUCAUUAUGUUACAUUAUGUUUUUUUUCCCCCUUUUUCUUUCAAAUAACAAUAAA
This is a messenger RNA of Callorhinchus milii (elephant shark), 4704 nucleotides long. RefSeq names its product cartilage intermediate layer protein 1-like. NCBI's taxonomy places the organism in Eukaryota, Metazoa, Chordata, Chondrichthyes, Chimaeriformes, Callorhinchidae. The record is from RefSeq and is a predicted model, not a curated record.